CUUUUGUACACACUCUCACAUCACUAGACUCUCGUGGUCUUUCACCCAUCCGCAGCUUGGUUUCACCAACUCGCUGCUCCGCCGCACAACAUUCAUCAUGGCGCCCCAGCUCUUCCCCGUCAAUCCUUCAGAUGUCAUGGUGAUCCGCAAUGUGACUUCCAACGUCAUUACCUUAAGCUUGCCAUUUGCGCGUUUCGGUCGGCUCAAGUUUGGUGGACGUGGUACUCUUGUCAAAAUGGAAACCGGUUCCCUUGCCGUCUUCUCUCCUGUUAAUUUGACUCAAGAAGUGCGUGAUACCAUCACCGGUCUCGGAGGCAACGUCAAAUACCUUGCAGCUCUGGAUAUGGAGCAUCAUAUUCACUUGACCGCCUGGAAAGAGGCCUUCCCUGAUGCUGCCAUUAUCGCUCCCGAAGGGCUCUGGGAAAAGCGCCAGUCCAACCCCAAAACCAAGGAUUCCGCACCUUUCGAACAUGUUUUCCGAAAGGACGCCAAUGGAAAACAGAAGAUCUCGGAAGAGUUCGACGCAGAAUUCGACACUGAAUAUGUCCAUGGCCACCCUUCGCGCGAACUUGUCUUCUACCAUCGCCCGUCCCGCUCGCUCAUCGAGGCGGAUCUUUUGUUCAACCUGCCUGCGAGGGAGCAGUACUCCAGAACUCAGGAGAGCGCCACGUCGGGUGUUUUCACCAAGAUGGUAACUCCAUUGAUGUCCGCUACUUCACCUGCGACUUGGCAGAAGAGAUUCGUCUGGUAUGUCCUGUCCAGUGGAGAUCGGCAGGCUUUCACCGAGUCCAUCCGCAGGAUUGACAAGUGGGAUUUCAAUCGCUUGAUUCCUUGCCAUGGGGACGUGGUUGAGAGCGGCGCGAAGGGGGUUUUCCGCACCGUCAUGGAAUGGUUUCUUGCUGAUCGGAAGCACGUGUAGUACGACAGAUGAAUGGCCGGUCUAAUUCGUUAAUGUCUUACCUCCUGGAUUCCCUUACUCGUUAAUCUUUCGUCUUGUUUUCUUUCGAGGGACGCGAAUUGAGAUAUCCUGAUAACGGCAGCUUGCUGUCUCGUGGUGUUCUCUAACGCCAUGCUUUCAAUGUACCAAUAGCCUAAUAUGAAAAUAGCCAUGUGAACAGCUGCGCUGUGACUCUGAAUUAAAGCGGAC
Aspergillus vadensis CBS 113365 is the source of this 1147-nucleotide messenger RNA. RefSeq lists its product as uncharacterized. Bases 98 to 919 code for a protein of 273 amino acids. NCBI's taxonomy places the organism in Eukaryota, Fungi, Ascomycota, Eurotiomycetes, Eurotiales, Aspergillaceae. The transcript has 2 exons. The record is from RefSeq and is a predicted model, not a curated record.